AUGCUGGAGAGGCUGGAGAGGAAGUCCCCGGAAUAUUCCCCGUUCGAUUCCUUUACCACCGAGUCGAAGCUCUGGGAUGGGAUGGCCGGGUCGGGUUUUUUUCCGGGUUGGUUUUUCUUUUUCCGGAAGAAUAAACAGAAAACGACAGUGCCCAGGAUGAACAGAGCGAAUAGGCCGGCGAUUGAGCCGACCAGAGGGGAGGGCGGCGGCGGAGGAGGAGGAGAUGUGACUUGGGAUGGCGUCGGUGGGUUCCGGAGAGGAAUCAGGAUGGUGGUGAAGGGGAAGAUGAGAUCCGACGGUGAUAACCCGUUGGCGGCUUGGAUUUCGUCGUCGGUAGCUGAGCAAGUAAUUGACGCCGUUGACCGACUGGUUUCGGGUCGGGCACGCACAUCGGAGCGGGACGGUGAGCCGCUCGCCCGGGAGCAGAUCUCGGGCCGGAAUCGGGUUCUGAGCCUGGAGGGCCUGGCAGGUGGACAAUCCCUGGAAGGUGUUGUUGGCGAUGAUGAGGUAGGUGUCGCCGGAGACGACGGUGUGGGAGGCGUUGGUCUGGUAAAGUGGUCCGGAGCAGGAGCAGGUGACGGGGACGAGGACGGUUUGGCCGGAAUCGAAGGUGGUGGUGGUGGGGACCGAGUUGAGGCGGGCGAGGUCGGACGAGUUGGUGGAGAGGAGGGCGGAGAUGGCGGCGACGGAGGCGUGAGGGGGCUGGGCCCGGAAAGUGAGGUAGGCCCGGCAGGUGGGUGUGGGGCCGUUGCAGGUGUAGCCGAGGACGGAGGUAGAGUUGUCCCGGCUGUCGCAGAGGGUCGUCGCCUGCCGGAUGUAGGGCUGCUGGGCGAGGAUUUGGGGGAUGAAGGAGAUUAG
Messenger RNA from Striga asiatica, 858 nucleotides. The record is from the annotation of a GenBank genome assembly. Lineage: Eukaryota; Viridiplantae; Streptophyta; Magnoliopsida; Lamiales; Orobanchaceae.